Culicoides brevitarsis is the source of this 2255-nucleotide messenger RNA. Its product is annotated as facilitated trehalose transporter Tret1-like. Gene Ontology annotation, molecular function: transmembrane transporter activity. Gene Ontology annotation, cellular component: membrane. The coding region runs from base 283 to 1620 and encodes 445 amino acids. Lineage: Eukaryota; Metazoa; Arthropoda; Insecta; Diptera; Ceratopogonidae. The record is from RefSeq and is a predicted model, not a curated record. Gene Ontology annotation, biological process: transmembrane transport. The transcript has 5 exons.
UACAUUUAUAUAAACUCAUUACUGACAUUAUUUAUAUACAUAUAUAUUGAAAUAAUAUAAUAAAAAGAGUGAAAGUCGUUUUUUCUUCUCCUUUUGUACGUUUGCGAGUGUAAAAGAAGUGGUCGGCUGCAUGUUAAAUGUAUCUAUGACACACAAAAAAAAGCAAAGUCGUGUGCAAUAAAAGUGCAAUAUAUUUCGUAUAGACACUGAUUGCUGCUGCAAUUAUCUGCACCCAUUUUUCGUUGCUCGCGUUGCCGUUGGCUGUGCUGCUCCGUGUAGAAUAUGGGAUUAAAAAGCAAAGAUAAUCAUGUUAUUUACCAGAGUUGGGCUGCAUUUUGUGCUAAUAUUCCGAACAUUAUCUUAGGCAUGAGCAUCGCUUGGAAUGGCGUUUAUUUACCGAAAUUCCAAACAGAAGACUCUCCUUUAACCGUACUGACCAAAUCCCAAAUUGGCAUGAUGGCGGGCAUCGGAGCCAUUGGAUGUGUCAUCGGAAAUUUGCUCAGUGGAUGGUUAUCGGAAAUGCUCGGAAGAAAAAUAACUUUGGCUCUUGUUGGGAUUCCUCAACUUUUAAGUUGGACGAUGCAUUUAAGUAACGAUUUUACCUUAACCGUGAUUGGAAGAUGCAUUUUGGGAAUUGUUGCGGGGUUUAGUUUUGUCGUUACUCCCGUUUUUGUGGCAGAAAUCGCAGAUGAUGAACAUCGUGGAUUUUUCGGCACAUUUCUGUCGUUGGCUUGUAAUACCGGCAUUUUACUCGGAUUUAUUCUGAUGAAUUAUUUAGAUUACAACCAAAUUAACUUUUUGAUGGUUGGCAUGUCGGCGCUUUAUUUCAUCGGAAUUCUGUCGAUAAAGGAGUCUCCGGUGUGGUAUGCGUUGAAGGGGAGACACGAGGAUGCGGUGAAAGCAAAUUUUUAUUACAAAGGGAAGGCAGAUGAAAUGAAAGAAGUUGCGGAUGAUGUGACGACGGAAGUGCAGAAGUUUUCGUUUAAAGAUUUUUACGCUAAAGAAACCCGAAAAGGCGUAAUUUUAUCAAUAAUCCUCAUAACUUUCCCUCUGGUAUCGGGCACUGUUGUUCUCGUCAACUACGCUGUCAAAAUUUUCGACGAAGCCUCAUCGCAUCUUUCUUCCAUCGUCUCAUCAAUAAUUGUGGCUUUGAUUCAACUCAUCGGAUCUUACAUCGCAACUCUACUUGUGGAAAGAACAGGACGAAAAACCUUGUUGAUCGCUUCCAGCCUCGGCUGUUUUUUGAGUUUAACCGUCAUGGGCUCCUAUUACUACUUAAAAAACCUCGAUUUGGACAUGAAACAUUUCACCAUUGUGCCUCUUUUGUCAUUUUCCGUGUUGGUUCUUUUUUCGGCGAUCGGAUUGGCGGGAGUGCCAUUUGUUGUAAUUGCAGAAAUUGUUCCCGAACGCAUGAGAGGUCCCAUGUUCACAGUUUGUCUCGUGAUUUUCAGCGGAUUGGGAGCAAUUGUGAUGACAUAUUUUAUCCCGCUCGUGAGCAGCGUCGGCAUGCAUGGAUGCAUUUGGUUGUAUGCGGUUUGCAGUAUCAUCGCGUGCACGAUUACCGUGUUAUUUAUCCCGGAAACAAAGAAAGACGUUGCGACAACGACGAUAAAAGCCUAAUGACACAUUUUCACUUUAUUUUUAUUUUUUACUUUUUUUUUGCGUAAAUGCCUCCGCGAUUAAUCAGGCACUACUCAAUUUAUCAUUUUCUUUGUUUGUUCGAUAAAUGUCAUGAAAGCACGUUCUUUAUUAUAAAACACGCUCAGUUUUAUGUGCCAUUGUGUCUCUUUUUGCUUGAUAUUCAUUUUCAUUUAGUCAAUUAAUGCCAAAGCUGAACAAAUCGCUUUAUAAUUAAUGCUAAUUUAUACUAAAAGAAUUAAAGUUUAAGCCUAUUUACAUACGUUGUGCUGCCUUAAACGGGCAUAGAUUGUGUGGGAGGUGAUUUAUGGAAAAACUUACUAAAAAGAUUAAAUAUUAAUUUAGUACAAUGUUAGCAUAGAAUGAAAAUCAUUGACGUGUGUUGAAAUUCAAUGCCAAAAUAUCAUUUAUAUCAGCCUAAAAUAAUUUAAAAAAUAAAAAAAUAAACCAAAAAUUCUUAAAAAAAUUCAAAAUAAUUAAAAUAAAAGUUCGAUAAAAAAAUUAUAUUGAAAUAAAAUUUUAAAAUAAUUUUUAAGAUUUUUAAAAUAUUUAAAAAAAAAAAUUAAAAAAUAAAAAAAGUAAAAUUUAAUUUAUGAACUUUAAAAAUAAUUGUAAUU